UACGGUCGGUAUACGUCACAAGUUCGACAUGAAACACAUCAUACUCACCAAGGAGGAGACGUGGGACUUUCGCGGACGUACCGUCGUCGUCGAGUUUAAGGCAGAAUAUCCCAACGAUCGAUGCACGUGUCGAAAUAUCGAGAGGUUGAGAGUCAUGCACGCCGUCGAUCCCGAUCAAGAUCGUAAUCCAUUCUACACAUUCAGUACCAUCAACGACGUCAUCUAUCCAGGCGGUGCGAGUCUGAAACACUAUGCCGAAGCCGUGGGUCCGGUAAGUUGCAAUACGAUGGCAUACGGCAUCUGCUCUCAACAGCACGGCAACUUCGACUUUGCCGAACAGGUCGGUUUCUCCUAUUGGGACUCGUCUCCUAACGCAUACUUGUUCGACCCCAAUGGGUCUUACGGCGACCUGACGCUUCACUACAGACACAUCAGGAAUUCUCUCAAAUGUGACAAGAGUGCUAGUUUCAGGUUCGUGGUGACAUGGGGAGCCAACGCAGAAGAAGCGAGAAAGAACUACCAGGGAGCUUACAAGAAACUCUGUCGGUGUUCAUUCAUUCCUUUCCCAAGUUACCGAUACACGCCACGUCCGUGCAAGAACAUCUGCCCGUGUGACUGUGAUGAAGAUCGAUGCGCUUGCAACAACAAGAUUAAGAAAAGCAAUUUCAAGUUUCCGACCAUUUACGCGUGGCUCAAGUACUACACUCGUCACAUCAGAGGACGUGAUAUCGGCUUCACAGACGCACCAACUGACUUUCCGGACACACCAGCCCCUGACACACCUCCUCUACCAACAGUUCCUGCUGUCGUGACUGAUACAGAACUAGGGCUUGCCGGUCUUGCCUCGGCCGCCGACAGAUUCAGCAAGUUGGGUGGAAUGCCAACGUUCGAAUUGGACGAGGAGCUGUCUUUCGUGCGAAUACUAGACGAUCUACCGGUUGUAUGCCCCCAUAUGGGUGCGACCAGCAAGAGAUUCUUGUCUGCAGUCAACACGACAAACAUACGAGAGGUUUACGAUGAGUACACUGCCAAAUGUAAAUGACGAGCGAACUAGAGAUGAAAACUUCGCACACAAAGCGACGUAGUUGUAUCUAUCUAUUGCGCAUAGUAAUGUCGGCUGCAUGAUGAACUCUCUAUCUUCUAGUGUCUGCUGAUGUAUCGAUGGUGCUGUGUUGUUUGCUGUUUAGUACAUGUCAAUAAAGAUAGAACAAUUGGUA
Molecule: messenger RNA, 1217 nt
Organism: Corticium candelabrum
Lineage: Eukaryota; Metazoa; Porifera; Homoscleromorpha; Homosclerophorida; Plakinidae
Exons: 1
Coding region: 29-1042 (337 amino acids)
Source: RefSeq, a predicted model, not a curated record